This is a messenger RNA of Pipistrellus nathusii (Nathusius's pipistrelle), 3612 nucleotides long. NCBI's taxonomy places the organism in Eukaryota, Metazoa, Chordata, Mammalia, Chiroptera, Vespertilionidae. The record is from the annotation of a GenBank genome assembly.
AUGCCUUUCGGCCUGAAGCUCCGCCGGACGCGGCGCUACAACGUCUUGAGCAAGAACUGCUUCGUCACCCGGAUCCGCCUGCUGGACAGCAAUGUCAUCGAGUGCACGCUGUCGGUGGAGAGCACGGGGCAGGAGUGCCUGGAGGCUGUGGCCCAGAGGCUGGAGCUGCGGGAGACACACUACUUUGGCCUCUGGUUUCUCAGCAAGAGCCAGCAAGCACGAUGGGUGGAGCUGGAGAAACCGCUGAAGAAACAUCUGGACAAGUUCGCUAACGAGCCUCUGCUUUUCUUCGGAGUCAUGUUCUACGUGCCAAAUGUGUCAUGGCUUCAGCAGGAGGCCACGAGGUAUCAGUAUUACCUGCAAGUCAAAAAGGACGUGCUGGAGGGGCGGCUGCGGUGCACGCUGGAGCAGGUGAUUCGGCUGGCCGGCUUAGCCGUGCAAGCUGAUUUUGGAGACUAUAACCAGUUUGAUUCUCAAGAUUUCCUCAGAGAAUAUGUGCUAUUUCCUAUGGAUUUGGCCCUGGAGGAGGCUGUUCUGGAGGAGCUGACACAGAAGGUGGCCCAGGAGCACAAAGGCCGCAGUGGGAUCCUGCCCGCCGAAGCUGAACUUCUGUACAUCAACGAAGUGGAGCGCUUGGAUGGAUUCGGGCAGGAAAUCUUCCCCGUGAAGGACAAUCAUGGGAACAGUGUGCACCUGGGCAUUUUCUUCAUGGGGAUUUUCGUGAGAAACAGAAUCGGAAGACAAGCAGUGAUACACAGGUGGAACGACAUGGGGAACAUCACGCACAACAAGUCGGCCAUCCUGGUGGAGCUCGUCAACAAGGAGGAGACGGUGCUGUUCCACACGGACGAUAUUGAAAACGCCAAGUACAUCUCCCGGCUGUUUGCCACACGGCACAAGUUUUACAAGCAAAACAAGAUCUGCACCGAACAAUCAAAUUCCCCACCCCCCAUCAGACGCCAGCCCACCUGGAGCCGAUCCUCUCUGCCCCGGCAGCAGCCGUACAUCUUGCCUCCUAUGCACGUUCAGUGUGGAGAGCACUACUCGGAAACACACACUUCGCAAGACAGCAUCUUCCACGGGAACGAAGACGCCUUUUACUGCAACUCGCACAACAGCCUGGACCUGAACUACCUAAACGGCACCAUCACCAACGGCAGCGUGUGCAGCGUCCACAGCAUCAACUCCCUGAACUGCUCGCAGAGCUUCCUGCAGGCGUCGCCCGUCUCCUCCAACCUCAGCAUCCCCGGGAGCGACAUCAUGCGGGCCGACUACAUCCCGAGCCACCGGCACAGCGCCAUCAUCGUGCCGUCCUACCGGCCCACCCCGGACUAUGACACCGUCAUGCGCCAGAUGAAGCGGGGGGUGGUGCCCGCCGACAGCCAGAGCCAGUCGCUGAGGAACCUCAACAUCCUCAACACCCACGCCUACAACCAGCCCGAGGACCUGGUGUACAGCCAGCCCGAGAUGCGGGAGAGGCACCCCUACACCGUCCCGUACGGGCCGCAGGGGGGCUACGGCGGCGGCAAGCCGGUGGGCCCGUCCGACCUGACUCCGGCGGCGGCGGGCCCCAAGAACAGCGCGGGGCCCUGCAGCAAGCCGGGGGCCAGCGCCAUCUCCCACACGGUGAGCACCCCGGAGCUGGCCAACAUGCAGCUGCAGGGCGCGCACGGCUACCACCCGGCCCACGUGCUCCAGAACCACCUCUUCCGCCCGCCGCCCCCCUACCCGCGGCCCCGGCCCGCCACCAGCACCCCGGACCUGGCCAGCCACCGCCACCGGUACGUCAGCGGCAGCAGCCCCGACCUGGUGACCCGCAAGGUGCAGCUGUCGGUGAAGACCUUCCAGGAGGAUAGCAGCCCCGUGGUGCACCAGUCCCUGCAGGAGGUGAGCGCGCCGCUCACGGCCCAUGCCAAGCACCACGGCGCCACGGUGAACAAGCGCCACAGCCUGGAGGUGAUGAGCAGCAUGGUGCGGGGCAUGGAGGCCAUGACCCUCAAGUCCCUCAACAUCCCCAUGGCCCGCCGCAACACGCUCCGGGAGCAGGGGCCCCCCAAGGAGGCGCCGGGGGGCCACGAGGUGCCCCAGCUGCCCCAGUACCACCACAAGAAGACCUUCUCGGACGCCACGAUGCUGAUCCACAGCAGCGAGAGCGAGGAGGAGGAGGAGGAGGAGGAGGAGCAGCGGCGGCCGGCAGAGCCCGCGCCCGCCCGGAUCCCGGGGCUCCACGGGGGGACCGUGGAGUACAGCGCCCAGCUGCAGGCGGCUCUGGCGCGGAUCCCCAAGAAGCCCCCGCCCGAGUACCCCGGGCCCAGGAAGAGCGUCAGCAACGGGGCGCUGCGGCAGGACCAGGCCGGCGUGCCCCCCGCCGUGGCCAGGGCCCGGGGGCUGCGGCACGGGCCGGCCAAGGCCGUGAGCGUCUCCCGCGCCGACCAGCUGGCCGUCAACGGGGCGGCCCUGGGCCCGUCCCUCUCGGAGCCCGACCUGACCAGCGUGAAGGAGCGGGUCAAGAAGGAGCCCGUGAAGGAGCGGCCGGUGUCCGAGAUGUUCUCCCUGGAGGACAGCAUCAUAGAGAGGGAGAUGAUGAUCCGGAAUCUAGAGAAGCAGAAGAUGGCAGGCCUGGAGGCGCAGACGCGGCCUCUGAUGUUGGCGGCGCUGAACGGCCUCUCGGUGGCGCGGGUGCCGGGGCGGGAAGACAGCCGAGUCGAUGGCACCCGGAUCCUCAUGGACGAGAGGUUCAGGACCCUGAAGAAGAAGCUGGAGGAGGGAAUGGUGUUCACAGAAUACGAGCAAAUCCCAAAGAAGAAGGCGAACGGCAUUUUCAGCACGGCGGCCCUGCCGGAAAACGCCGAGCGCAGCCGGAUCCGCGAGGUGGUCCCCUACGAGGAGAACCGCGUGGAGCUGAUCCCGACCAAAGAGAAUAACACGGGUUACAUCAACGCCUCCCACAUCAAGGUGGUGGUUGGCGGGGCCGAAUGGCACUACAUCGCCACGCAGGGGCCCCUGCCGCACACAUGCCAUGACUUCUGGCAGAUGGUGUGGGAGCAGGGAGCCAACGUGAUCGCCAUGGUCACCGCGGAGGAGGAGGGCGGACGCACCAAGAGCCACCGCUACUGGCCCAAGCUGGGCUCCAAGCACAGCUCAGCCACCUAUGGCAAGUUCAAGGUCACCACGAAGUUCCGCACCGAUUCCGGUUGCUAUGCAACCACCGGCUUGAAGGUCAAGCACCUUUUGUCCGGGCAGGAAAGGACGGUGUGGCAUUUGCAGUACACGGACUGGCCAGAUCAUGGCUGCCCCGAGGAUGUCCAAGGAUUUCUGUCCUACCUGGAGGAGAUCCAGUCGGUGCGCCGGCACACCAACAGCAUGCUGGAGGGCACCCAGAGCCGGCACCCGCCCAUCGUGGUCCACUGCACCGCAGGCGUGGGCCGCACCGGCGUGGUCAUCCUCUCCGAGCUCAUGAUCUACUGCCUGGAGCACAAUGAGAAAGUGGAAGUGCCCAUGAUGCUGAGGCUCCUCCGGGAGCAGAGGAUGUUCAUGAUCCAGACCAUUGCUCAGUACAAGUUUGUCUACCAGGUCCUCCUCCAGUUCCUCCAAAGCUCCAGACUCAUUUAA